UCGAAAAUAAUUAAUAUUAAAAUGUAAAACUAUAUUUUAUGCCACGUGUCAUCUUUUGGGAGAAAUUUUUUCCGCUGAUGUGGACGUCCUAUGGAGCCUCAAAAGCUCCCUUUUAUUAGUAGAGAUUUGCAUAUAAAUAUAAGCAAUAAUGAGAAGAUGGAAAAUAUACUAAGCAUUUGACCAAAAGAAGGGAAAAGUAUACUAAGCAAUGGAAACCGUUAUUCACUCUCUUCUCAUAUUGUUAUCAUUUGUAGCCAUCUCUCAUACUCAGCCUCUUCUGGCCAGUUCUUUUCCGAUUUCUCCUAAUUUUGCGGCAGUUUUCAACUUCGGAGACUCUAACUCCGACACCGGAGAACUCACCUCUGGUCUUGGUUUCCGUCUCCCACCUCCCAAUGGACAAUCCUUCGUCUUUAAACCUCCAUCUACUGGAAGAUUCUGUGAUGGACGUCUCAUCGUCGAUUUUCUAAUGGAGGCAAUUGGUCGACCCUACUUGAGACCUUAUUUGGAUUCAGUUAGCACACAAAGCUACCUGAGAGGCUGCAAUUUUGCUGCUGGUGGAUCAACGAUUCAGAAGGCAAAUGCUGCAUCCUUUAGCCCUUUUGGAUUUGGCGUUCAAGUUGCUCAAUUCGUCACCUUCAAAUUCAAAGUUCUUCAAUUAAUACAACAAGGUAACUAAAAAUAUUCAUCAAUAUAUAUAAACUUGUCCGGUUCAUAUAGACAUAUGUUUAUUCGUACCAUAUAUUUUUUUUCAGAUAAAACUUUCGAAAACUUACCGUCGGAAGAUCAUUUCAAAAAUGGAUUGUACAUGUUUGAUAUCGGACAAAAUGAUAUAGCCGGUGCAAUUUACGGCAAGACAGUAGAUCAAGCUGCUGCUGUCAUUCCUACAAUCAUAAGUACAUUUAAAGAUGGAAUAAAUAGACUAUAUUGGGAAGGGGGUGCGAGAAACUUUUGGAUACACAACACAGGACCAAUUGGGUGUUUAGCUCAGAUGGUGUCAAUAUUUGGGAAAGAGAAAUCAAAAGUUGAUGAGUUUGGUUGUGUCAUUGGCCAUAACGAAGCUGCUAAGCUCUUCAAUUUACAGCUUCAGGGUCUCGUCAGAAAUUUUACUCAACAAUAUCGUGAUGCUAAUUUCACGUACGUCGAUAUGUUCUCGAUCAAAUCUGACCUCAUCCAGAAUCAUUCCAAAUAUGGUUUUGAUCAGUCCAUAAUGGUAUGUUGUGGAACCGGAGGACCGCCACUGAACUACAAUGAUCAGAUUAACUGCGGUUCAACAGGGACAUCAAACGGUACGACAGUAACAUCCAACUCAUGUAAUGAUAGUUCCAAAUAUGUUAACUGGGAUGGAAUUCACUAUACCGAAGCUGCAAACCGGUUUGUUUCACAGAAAAUUCUGUCCGGUACAUAUUCCCUGACGGUGUCGUCUUGA
This is a messenger RNA of Brassica napus (rape), 1426 nucleotides long. RefSeq names its product GDSL esterase/lipase At3g05180. Gene Ontology annotation, molecular function: hydrolase activity, acting on ester bonds. The record is from RefSeq and is a predicted model, not a curated record. NCBI's taxonomy places the organism in Eukaryota, Viridiplantae, Streptophyta, Magnoliopsida, Brassicales, Brassicaceae.